UUAACUUCUAUAAUCAUGAUUCUCCAGAUCUUCCUCUUCACCUUGUUUUUCUUCCUUCUUCUGAUAUACAGCCGAUCGAACACCAAGAAAUCCUUCAAAACUCUACCUUUACCUCCAGGGCCAUGGAAGUUACCUCUUAUAGGGAACAUCCAUCAACUUAUAGGGUCACUACCCCAUCACUCUCUGAGAAACUUGGCAAACAAGUAUGGUCCCUUAAUGCAUCUCCAGCUUGGAGAGACAACCAAUGUCAUUGUCACUUCCUCAGAAAUUGCCAAACAGAUCUUCACAACACAUGAAGUUAUCUUCUCCAAUAGACCUCAUCUUCUCGCUGCUGAGAUCAUCACUUAUAAUUGUUGGCGGCAGCAAAUGAGGAACAGCAAAUCCGGUUCGAAUAUUGGAUUUUCUCCACAUGGGAACCAUUGGAGGCAACUCCGAAAAAUAUGUACUUUAGAGCUUUUAACUGCAAAGCGUGCUCGAUCUUUUAGGUACAUAAGGGAAGAGGAAGUAUCUGCACUCGUCAAAGAUAUUCGAUCUCAUGAAGGUUCGGUCAUAAAUCUGAGUGAGAAAAUUUUCACAACCACAAAUUCCAUAAUUGCAAAAGCAGCUUUCGGUAAGAAGUCAAGAGAUCAAGAAGCCUUCAUAUCUAGUUUGAAGGAAAUAAUGAAGGUGAUGGGAGGUUUCUCGAUUGUUGAUCUCUUUCCCUCUGUCAAAGUUCUUCAAGUGAUAACUGGAAUGAGAGCUAAAGUUGAAAGGGUUCAUAAGUUGAAUGAUAAAAUACUGGAGGACAUCAUCAAGGAUCACAAAGAAAGAAAAGAGAGAAGUAGUGAGAAUACUGAAGAGAAUCUACUUUAUGUUCUUUUAAAAAUUCAACAGGAAAAUGAUCUAGAGCUGCCGUUAACCCACAAGCACAUCAAAGCCGUCAUUCUGGAUAUGUUUAUUGCUGGAUCUGAGUCAUCAUCAACUAGUCUGGAGUGGGCGAUAUCAGAAUUGAUGAAGAACCCAAAGGUGAGGGAGAAAGCUCAAGCUGAGGUCAGAAGGAUUUACGGUGAAAAAGGAUAUGUGGACGAAAGUGAGAUUCAUCAACUGAAAUACUUAAACUCAAUUGUGAGGGAGACCUUAAGAUUGCACCCUCCUGGGGUGUUGUUACUUCCACGAGAAAACACUGAAAGGUGUGUGAUUGAUGGAUAUGAGAUACCUGAAAAGACCAAAGUCAUUAUCAAUGCUUGGGCAAUAGGAAGAGAUUCUAAGUUUUGGGAUGAAGCUGAGAUCUUCAAGCCAGAGAGAUUUUUGGAUAAUCCAAUUGACUUUAGAGGAACAAACUUUGAUUAUAUACCAUUUGGUGCUGGAAGAAGAAUGUGUCCUGGGAUUAACUUUGCUUUACCAAACAUCGAGCUGCCGCUUGCCAGUUUGCUGUACCAUUUUGAUUGGAAGCUCCCAAAUGGAUUCACUCAUGAAGAAUUUGACAUGUCUGAGACAUUUGGUGCUGGCGUAAGAAGAAAGGAAAAUCUUUGGUUAAUCCCAAUUAGUUAUCAGCACUUGUAAUAUUAUUGCUUCAAUGAUUUGUCUCGUGCUAUAUGUGUUGUUAACUACUUAUGAUGUAAACCUCUAUGUUUUUAGUUUAGAGUCCUAUUACUAUCAAAAAAAAAAAAUCAAAAGAUUAGUGUUUCUAAAGACACAUAUAGCUAUAAGAUUCUCUA
Neltuma alba is the source of this 1697-nucleotide messenger RNA. Its product is annotated as cytochrome P450 71D10-like. NCBI's taxonomy places the organism in Eukaryota, Viridiplantae, Streptophyta, Magnoliopsida, Fabales, Fabaceae. The record is from RefSeq and is a predicted model, not a curated record. Gene Ontology annotation, molecular function: heme binding; oxidoreductase activity, acting on paired donors, with incorporation or reduction of molecular oxygen; monooxygenase activity. The transcript has 3 exons. Bases 16 to 1542 code for a protein of 508 amino acids.